Molecule: messenger RNA, 784 nt
Organism: Hevea brasiliensis (rubber tree)
Lineage: Eukaryota; Viridiplantae; Streptophyta; Magnoliopsida; Malpighiales; Euphorbiaceae
Product: NAD(P)H-quinone oxidoreductase subunit L, chloroplastic
Exons: 5
Coding region: 102-671 (189 amino acids)
Molecular function (GO): oxidoreductase activity, acting on NAD(P)H, quinone or similar compound as acceptor
Source: RefSeq, a predicted model, not a curated record
UGGCCUUGAAUGCACUAAGAAAUUUGGAGUUUCUCUUCCCCUUCCCUUGCGUGCCCAUGAAAGAUUAAACUGAGAUAAGGAAACAAAUAUAGGGCUUUAACAUGAGCUGCUCUUUCAGCUUGCAAAUCCCCAAGGCUUUGCCUUGUCCCUCUCCUCAGCCUUACUGCAGAAAACCCCCUCUCUACAUUAUAGUUAAAUACAAACCAAUCCGCGCAGACAAGCUUGAUAGGAAAGUUACGAGCAUCAGUAGAAAGCCUGAAGACAACAAUGAUGUGAAGAAGUUCAGCUUGGCAGUUCAACUUGGUGCACUUUUGGCCACUGUUGAGCAGCCAGCAUUUGCAGUGACUGGGGUGAAUAAUGAGGAGGAUUUGAAAUGGGUUUUGAUACAAUUGGCAAUUGUUGCCUUUUGGUAUUUCCUCAUUAUGCCACCAAUAAUCAUGAACUGGCUUAGGGUAAGAUGGUACAGGAGAAAGCUCUUUGAGAUGUACUUACAGUUCAUGUUUGUCUUCAUUUUCUUUCCAGGGAUACUACUUUGGGCACCAUUUCUGAACUUCAGGAAAUUUCCAAGGGAUCCAUCCUUGAAGUAUCCAUGGUCUACACCUGAAAACCCAUCACAAGUCAAAAAUGCGUUUAGCAAGUACCCUUAUGCUACACCCGAAGAUUAUGACUGAAAAUUGCUUACAAUUCUUUCACAACUUAGGGCCCUUGGAAAGCUCCCUUGUAUCGAAUAACUUAAUGGGAUCUCUUCUGAGAAUCUUUUUUAUACAAUUAUUUGAACUCCGAA